This is a messenger RNA of Coregonus sp. 'balchen', 14632 nucleotides long. Lineage: Eukaryota; Metazoa; Chordata; Actinopteri; Salmoniformes; Salmonidae. The record is from the annotation of a GenBank genome assembly.
CGUCACACGAGAGGGAAUUUUCAAAUACUGAAGGAGCGCACCGAACUGAAGGGGAAAGAUAAACAAAGGCGACGUUCAAAAUGCAAAGACCCGCGUAAGUACAAUACUGUAAUAUUAUGUGAAGUGUUCAUUAGUUAACCAACAAUUGUGGUUGUGUUUGUAAGCAGUUAAAUAACGACAGCUAACAAGGUAGCGAGCAGUUAGCAUUUUAACUAGCUAACUAAACUAGCUAGCCCGGCUGAUAUUAACCCUGAUUGAUAUCAGGCUAACAGUGGCUUGCUAGCUAUCUCUACUGGUAUCAUGUUGAAUGUAAUGUUUGCCAGUUUAGCAAGCUACUCCAACACAAUAAAUAGACGUUAGCCAACGCAACAAAUUGAGACACGCCAGUUUGCGUUGUUCACUUCACCAUGUAACUUCUGAAGGGUGGGCUGACUUUGUAGCCAGCAGAUUUGACCCGCUUGCUUACAACUGCACUAGUGUCUGACAGGCUUCCUGUGUAGCUUAAGACACAACAAGGAACCAGUGCAAGAUAUCUCAGAAAAGGUACCUCAAUCCAGGAAUGAGAAAUGCCUUGUACUCCGAAUUGUUCCAUUAUCCCAACAGUUACUGACUGGCUGACACUGCCAGUCCAAAAUGGCUGCUGUGGCUUCUGCUACCUAGCAUGAUGAUGAAAAUGAUAGUUUUCUGAGAAAUAUCUGGCGCUGGUUCCAUGGUGUCUUAAUCUACACAAAUACAGUAGCCAGCAGAACUGACCCGCUUGCUUAAAGCUGCACUAGGGUCGGAUCUGCUGGCUACUGUAUUUGUAGCUAGCUAUGUGUUAGCUAUGCUAGCUGUGUGUUAGCUAUGCUAGCCAUGUCUUGCUGCUUUGUUUUCCAGCCACUUUCUUGAAGUCCAACACUGUGUAAAUGUAGCUACUCAACCUGUAAAUGCCCCUCAUUAAUUUCACAGAAAGGGCAAAACUCCAAGGAGGCCAGCCCUGAAGAAAACUUCCCACACACAAAAAGACCCAGUUGGUGUAAGUUGGUUGUCACUGUCAGCUGUCACCUCAAUCAAUAGUUACUAAAAUCAAGUUGAUAAUGAAUAAAUAAGGUAUAUGUAGCUAAUGAAUAACACAUCUUCUGGUGAUUUGCCGUGUGCAGGUGUACUGCCGUAUCCGCCCUUUAGGAGCUGCAGAUGAGGAGUGUUGUAUUGACAUGAUCAGCAGCACCACCAUUCAGCUGCAUGCACCCGAUGGCAUCAAAGCCAACCGCAAUGGGGAAUACAAAGAGGUACAGGUUGAACACAGCUAGCUACAUUACAUUUCUCUCUAUGAUGCAUCUUCCUCUGUAGUCUCAUACUGAACGUGUUUCUUUCACAGACCCAGUACUCCUUCAAAAAAGUGUUUGGAAUCCAAACCUCCCAAAUAGAGUUGUUUGAGGAUGUUGCCAAACCACUUGUGGAUGACCUCAUUCACUGCAAGAACGGUAAGUGAGCAAAAUUGCCCAUUUUAUUUUAAACACAUCUGAUUUUAAGUAUUCCGUUUCGACGUGGCGUUGAGCGGCGAUUUGUUUUCUUUGCUGUCCAUAGGAUUGCUCUUCACUUAUGGCGUCACAGGCAGUGGAAAGACGUUUACCAUGACGGGGUCUCCUGGAGAAGGUGGACUCCUGCCUCGCUCUCUGGACAUGCUCUUCAACAGCAUCGGUCCAUUACAGGCCAAGAGAUUUGUAAGACUUCUUUUACAUCAUAUCUCUGGUUGUACAACUCUUGUCCUCCAGAGCCUCAUUGUAUGCUUUUGCCCUUGUCUUUUCAUCAGAGAUGGAUUUAUACAUUGAACCGGAUGUGUUGAUACACUAGCCAAUCAAUUAAGUGCUUGUGAGAGACUUAACUUUGAGUUGGCCAUUUUUAUUCAACAGCUAAUAUGUGCAAAAAGCCAAUAUUAUUUUACUAUUUGAAUUUCAGGUUCUCCAAAUGUUAAAUUGAGCGCUAAACCCGAGACGUCUAGCUUUCAAAUGUUCAAUCUUGCAGGUGUUUAGGGCAGACGACAAGAACGGCAUGGAGAUCCAAGGUCAGGUGGACGCUCUCCUGGAGAGACAGAAGAGAGAAUCGAAUCAACAGUCCGCAGUGCCCAAAACACCCUCUUCAAAGUAUGCAUGGGCUUCUAUAAGCCAAACGGGUUUCAUGCACACCUUUGUGAUCACCCUCAGCUGUCAAUAAUCUAGCAUCUAUUUACAUCUUUCAUUCAUAGAUUUUAGUGUAUCAGAGACUAUUUGAAUGACAAAAAGACAACCGGUUAAAAUGAUAUUGGAGAUGGCUGAAAAUGACCUUUUCACUUUCUUGAUUGUUGAAGCUGCUUUGAGACUGAGGUUUUGUGUUGGUUCUGUCCUUCAGGCAAAAACCUGACCCAGAGUUCGCAGACAUGAUCAGUCCAGAGGAGGCUUGCAAGUGUGAGGGAGUCGACGAGGACAGCUGCUACAGUGUGUUUGUAUCCUACAUAGAAAUAUACAAUAACUACAUCUACGAUCUGCUGGAAGAAGCUCCAUUCGACCCCAUACGACCCAAGUAAGUCCAGGCUUUGUUGUGUUACAGGUAGUUAUGUAUUGUUGUGUAAUUUGAAUUUAAAAGGAUAUGUAAAGGGAGACCCAGUAAAUCAUUCUGGAAGAGUGGUUCAACCGCACUCCUUUGCUGUCAUUUGUGUCUUCUAAAGUUAAUGUUAGUUUUGAAGUAUGCACCAGUCAAUGUAACAUGUAUUGUAGGUUAGAGAUGUCAAAUGUUUUGUGUUUUUGUUAGGCGUCCCGGUGGAGGCACACCUCUACGGAACCCUGAGUUGAUGUACGUGGUUGGUGUAGAACUAGCCUGGCACCACACUCAUCACUAGCUUUCUUUCACCUUUUUGAAGCAGUUUUAAUCUAUUUGGUCCCAGGCUAAGUGUAUACAGUUUAAAAGUAGAAAACAUGGCUGAAUUAUCUAGCCAUCAUCCUUCCCCUACAUCCCCUCCCAAUCUAAAACCCUGCAUAUAAUACGUAUGGUACCGUCAUCCCAUCCCAAUAUAAAACCCUGCAUAUAAUACGUAUGGCACCGUCAUCCCAUCCCAAUAUAAAACCCUGCAUAUAAUAUGUAUGGUACCGUCAUCCCCUCCCAAUCUAAAACCCUGCAUAUAAUACAUAUAGUAUGUAGUGUUAUUGUACAGUGUAUAUAGUAGUGUGUGUGUAUAUACAAUAUAAACAUGUAGUAUUACAAUUGGAGUACCUGUUUGCUUUUAACCCUCUGCCUCUGGUUGCCUUUGUAGAGGUAGUGCUUUACGCUCUGCCGAUUAUCAUGAGAUUGGUGUAAACGCGUCCUUGAAUGGCUGAGGUGAAGCUGAUCUGUGCUGCGGCUGGGAAGCUUGACAUAAUGCAUGUCUUUUACCUGUUGUUUUAACAUAGUCAUGUUGACUCGUUUCGCUUGUGGUUAUAGUCUAGUUUAUUUGUUGUAGGCUGUGUGGUUAACCUUAUUGUUGCUCUCCACUGUUGCAGACCGCCUCAAUCAAAGAUUUUACGCGAGGACCAGAACCACAACAUGUAUGUGUCAGGAUGCACAGAGGUCGAGGUGAAGUCCACAGAGGAAGCCUUCGAAGUGUUUUGGCGAGGUGAGUGGGAUUUGAGUAAUUCCUUUUUUUUUUGAAGGAAACAUCUUUGAUUGUAUUCGUCUAAAUUGUUUGCUUUCGUCCAGGUCAAAAGAAAAGGAGGAUUGCCAAUACUCAGCUAAACCGCGAGUCCAGUCGCUCACACAGUGUGUUCAUCGUCAAACUGGCACAGGCUCCGCUGGACGCAGAUGGAGACCACAUUCUACAGGUGACUUUGAACCUCGCAUCUUUUAUAUCUUGCAGAUACAGGUCUUCCAUAUAGAAGAGAAGACAAAAUCCACUACCUUGACCCAGGGACGGAACAAGGAUUUUUUUUUUGGCCACUGGCCAGCCAGGCUAGUAGAACACAAUGUUUUACUAGCCUGGGUCCAAUAUCUGUGCCGUGCGAUAUUUGAAAAGACAACAUUUCACUAGCCAGGAGGCUAGUUGGGGAAAUGUUCCACUAGCCAGGGCUUCUUUGGCUGCUUACCCUCCAUCCCUGCCUUCACCUAACCUUAAGAUAGCUCACAUAGUAAUUAAAGGAUGUUUGUUAUCACAAGAAAUGUCUGUUGCUCCGUAACUAGUGGAAGCUGUGUUAGCUCACGUAUGUUUCGCUAGAAGCCCCAAUACAGAGCGUGUACUCACUGCAAUACAGAGCAGGCGUGCUAACGGCUAUCACUGGACCACGUGGACUUCAACCAGUGCUAGCUCUGAUAGCCUAGCCUGUCUGUGUUACAGGACAAGAACCAGGUGACUGUUAGCCAGCUGUGUCUGGUGGACCUGGCAGGGAGCGAGCGCACCAGCAGGACUAAAGCAGAGGGCAGCCGCCUCCGGGAAGCAGGUAAGCUGACAACAUGGGACCCAUAGAAAUAUCAUUUUAAACUUUUCUAUUUUUAUAACAGCACCACUGACCUAGCUUGGAUACCAGUCUGUUUAGCUAACAUUCCACUCCUUGUACUCUUGUGUCAUAUGCCACAUGUUUAGUAUGACAGGAGUGGAAUGAUGACUGGUACCCACACUAGUACUGACCUACUGGCAGCUUCACAACAUGCACCCAUCUUUACCUGGCAUCUCAACUCUUCCCCAGGCAACAUCAACCAGUCCCUGAUGACGUUACGCACCUGUAUAGAAGUCCUCAGAGAGAACCAGAUGUGUGGAACAAACAGGGUUGGUCUUUUUUUUUUUUUUGAAUGAAUCUUUUUGUGUACUUGAUGAACUGUAGACAAGAUGAGUCAAGUGCUGAUAUUGCUGGCGUGAUGUCAUAAAGGAACACAGUAAUACUGAGACUCUGUGUUUGUUCCAGAUGGUUCCUUACAGAGACUCCAAAGUCACUCAUCUGUUCAAGAACUAUUUUGACGGGGAAGGGAAAGUCCGCAUGGUUGUGUGUGUCAACCCGAAAGCCGACGACUACGAAGAAACCAUGGUACGGUGAUUCGACACAACUCACUUCUGAAUCAUUUAACCAAUGUUGAUGUAGUGUAGUUGUUUUUGCUAUAGUCAUUAGAUCCCCGAAACAGCCCUAAGAAACGUAAAUAUCAACAAGACAUAACUGUGUAUGUGUGUGUGUCUUGGUGGGUGUGUGUUCCUUCAGUUGGUCAUGCGCUUUGCAGAGUUGACCCAGGAGGUUGAGGUGGCGCGGCCGGUGGACAGGCCCAUCUGCAGCCUGGCGGCAGGGCGGAGACACCGGAACCAGGCCUUCAGAGACGAGAUGUCACGACGCCAGGAGGAGCGUCCCGGGGGACCCAGCAACACAGGUACACACACAUAAUCACAGAGGUAUAUUUGCAUAUAUGCAACUAUGGGUAGAAAUGUGGAUGCAGUACGUUACAACAGGGCUACAAAGCAGGAGGGUUCUCACAUCUCAUUUUAAAGCAUCUGAUUGUACAUGGGUCAUGUUAGAAAUCAUGCAUUUUUUGCAAAUUUCCAACCUGAACACACGUACAAUGUGACCAACACCUCAGCCAUCAAUAACGUAAAGCCAAGCUGAUCUGUUCUCCUCUGAUUUCCCAGAGGAUGGCUCGGUGCUGAACCAGCUCCUGGACAGCCUGCCGGCCCUGCCUGCCUGUGAGUUGGUGGACCCCACCGACGAGCAGAGCCUUCCCCGCCUCAUAGAGGUGCUGGAGAAGAGGCACCGCAUUCGCCAGAUGAUCACUGAGCAGUACACCACAACUGGUAUGGACCAAGCCACUAUAGACCUAUUAAGGGUGUUCUGUCACUACAGGACCUUUUUUUUCUAUUUAAUUAUUCUUAUUUAUCGGUAUGUAGUUCUGUUCUUGUCUAUUAAUGUUUUGUGUUGACCCCAGGAAGAGUAGCUGCUGCUUUAGCAACAUCUAAAGGGGAUCCUAAUAAAAUACCAAGGGCUUUAGAGAUGCACAUGUAGUCUACAAUCAUUUGAAAUGUCAUAGACGUCCUGUGUUUACAUUAAUGAUUGUCUGAAGUUCAUCUGGCUUUUCUUUGGGCAUGUUUUUUCUGUAAGAAAAUGUUUAGUUAAUGUAAACAUAUUGUCUCCCUGAGAACUUUAGUGGACUGGAGUUAAAUUCCAUUUGUGUCAAUGGAUUAAUUUCCAUUCCUUUUCCCCCUUUCCAUCAGCCAACACACUGAAAUCGAUGCUCCAGGAGUUUGAUGGUCACCUGAUGGCCAAGGAGAACUUCAUCCAUGAACAGCGGGGCAAACUGGGGGAGAAGGACAAGAUCCUGGUCAACCAGAAGAAUGAGAUGGAUCGGCUGGAGAAGAAAUCCAAAAUGCUGGAAUACAAGGUGAGGUCUAAAUCCUCCAUCUCUCUCCUCCUCCAUCUCUCUCUCUCCUCCUCCAUCUCUCUCUCUCUCCUCCUCCAUCUAUCUCUCUCUCCUCCUCCAUCUCUCUCUCUCUCCUCCUCCAUCUCUCUCUCUCCUCCUCCAUCUCUCUCUCUCUCCUCUUCCCUACCUCCCAUCUCUCCAUCUCCUCUCCUCCGAACCAUUUUUUAAUACCAUGGAAACCCAUGUAUUCAUACAUCGAAUCAAACUUAUCCUAAACUUUUUUUUAGGUUCCCAACACUUGCAUAUAUUUUCUUAUGUCUCCCCCCAGAUUGACAUUCUGCAGAAGACCACCAACAUCUACGAGGAGGACAAGCGGUCGCUGCAGCAGGAGCUGGAGAGCCGUGAGCAGAGGCUGCAGCGUGAGCUGUCAGAGAGGAAGCGCAUGGAGACACGCAUGCAGGGCAUGGUGACUGACACCAAGCACCAGUGGGAGAAGGAGUGUGUAAGUGGAGUGUACACUCCUUCCCUUCAGCCCUCUUUCACUCUCUUUCAAUAGAUCUGGGCACUAAGCUGCUAACUAACCCCAGACUGUGUGGGGGCACUAAGCUGUUAACUAACCCCAGACUGUGUGGGGGCACUAAGCUGCUAACUAACCCCAGACUGUGUGGGGGCACUAAGCUGUUAACUAACCCCAGACUGUGUGGGGGCACUAAGCUGUUAACUAACCCCAGACUGUGUGGGGGCACUAAGCUGUUAACUAACCCCAGACUGUGUGGGGGCACUAAGCUGCUUACUAACCCCAGACUGUGUGGGGGCACUAAGCUGCUAACUAACCCCAGACUGUGUGGGGGCACUAAGCUGUUAACUAACCCCAGACUGUGUGGGGGCACUAAGCUGCUAACUAACCCCAGGUUGUAGAUCAUUAACAUAGAUGUCGCUAGGUGUGGUGGUUAUUGUAGUUAAGUGCUACUUAUGUUUUGGUGAAGUUGUGUAGUUUGUUAACAUUGGUCUAUGUUCAAAUCAAUCUUUCUCUUGCUACCUCAGGACCGUCGCGUGAACGCCAAGCAGCUGGAGAUGCAGAACAAGCUGUGGGUGAAGGAUGAGAAGCUGAAGCAGCUGAAGGCCAUCGUAUCAGAGAGCAACAGCAGCGCAACCUCAGAGCAGCAGCGUCCCCCACCACCCCCAGACAAGCCCCAGAGAACCUUCCGGGAGAAAGACCAGCUUCGCGCCCCUGAGAAGAAGAGAUCUCCCUCGCCGCUGCCCGUGAGUUGUUACGCCCUGUCACUGCCUCUUUCUCCCUCUCGGCUCUCUCUCUCCCUCGCUCUCUCUCUCUCUCUUUCUCUAUCCCUCUAUCUCUCCGUCUAUAAGUGAUUGUGAUUGUAAUUGAUAUUAUUGUAAUAGAUAUUGACUGACUGGAAAUAUUUUGAUUGACCAUUGUCUUGCAUGGUGGGUUAAAGGUGUUAGUCUCUACUGUCUACCAAGCAGAUGCUGCGUCAUCAGACCACAUGUACUAUUACUCAGCUGUCUCCGUUACUGGCCACCUGCAUGUGUUUGUCCGCCACUGCUUCAUUCUACUGUCAUUUGUGUGAACCCGGGGCCUGUUUUAGAAGGGUGUAACAUUAGUGUUCAGAUAGAAACAUGUAUGCUGUAGAACAUAUAUGAUUGUCUGUCAUGCAGAAUGGGGAAUCGUGUUGGCUCCAUUUUUGUUAACAUUUUAUCUACAACGUUGUGAAUACACUGUUGGAGAUACCAUGCUACAGCCUUCAUAUCAUACUCCCCCAGGACUCCCAGACUCCCUCCACCUCCUGCUACCACCACCAGGUCAGGACAGCUCAGGGCCUCCCCCUCCCACCCUCCUCCUCCUCCGCUGGUAGUCUCUCAGUAGCCUCCGUCAUCUCUGAGUGGGAGCAGAGGUUCCCCAUAGGUAGAGACCCCCCCGGGACCCCCGGAGCGUACGGAAGCGCGACCCCAUACGGAAGCAACAGUGUGGGCCGCAGGAGAGGCCAGCGAUGGGCCCCUGAGACAGAGGCCCCGGGCCCCAGCCACACAUACGGGCUAGACCUAGAAUCAAGCUCAAGGGUUAGUGUGUGUUAGAAUUUCACUCUAAGGGACUGGUUUCCCAGACAAAGAUUAAGCAUAGUCCUGGAUUUAAAAAACAUGCUUUUGGCUUAAUCUGUGUCCAGGAAAUCAGGAGGUAAAGUGUAAGUAGAUAGAUCUUCCAUGCUUGUAGACCCGUAUAGAACAGCACCCUAGACCCGUAUAGAACAGCACGCUAGACCCGUAUAGAACAGCACGCUAGACCCGUAUAGAACAGCACCCUAGACCCGUAUAGAACUGCACGCUAGACCCGUAUAGAACUGCACCUGUUGCUGCUUGCUUUGUAUACUUACCUACUGUACAUGUGGUAGAUAUUAGGGCCAGGCUGAUACCAGUAUCGAUACUCGUUAGUAUCGUGGCGAGGGGGGGAAAAAACACAAAGCAGAUUUGAACUCCUUUAGGAAAACAGCCCUAAUGUUGGAAACAAACAUCAUUAUGUUGUCAUCCAGAGUCACAUGUAUUUAUUUUCCAAGCUAUAGCACACAAUAUUUUACUUACAGCAGGUUUUUAAAGGACCAAAGAGGUCGGUCUGCUUCGUGUUUUCAUUUUUGCCAUGGAAACAAAAUUGCGAUACUGGUAUCAUCACAGUCCUAGUAGAGCUGUUCAGUAAUUAGAUCUGCUCUGCUUGUACUCCUGUGGGCUUUCAUCUCUGUGUGGGUGUGUUCGUAUGGGUGGUAGAUGUACCGUAGCUAGUUCUGCCAUGCAUGUACACCCUUAUAGAAUCAUCCUGCAUCAUAACAGAAGUGCGUCAAUAGCUGUUUGGUUGUACUACCGUUGGUCUGUAAUGGCCACCACAGGACUGAUAACCAGGCUGUACUACCGUUGGUCUGUAAUGGCCACCACAGGACUGAUAACCAGGCUGUACUACCAUUGGUCUGUAAUGGCCACCACAGGACUGAUAACCAGGCUGUACUACCGUUGGUCUGUAAUGGCCACCACAGGACUGAUAACCAGGCUGUACUACCGUUGGUCUGUAAUGGCCACCACAGGACUGAUAACCAGGCUGUACUACCAUUGGUCUGUAAUGGCCACCACAGGACUGAUAACCAGGCUGUACUACCAUUGGUCUGUAAUGGCCACCGCAGGACUGAUAACCAGGCUGUACUACCAUUGGUCUGUAAUGGCCACAACAGGACUGAUAACCAGGCUGUACUACCAUUGGUCUGUAAUGGCCACCACAGGACUGAUAACCAGGCUGUACUACCAUUGGUCUGUAAUGGCCACCACAGGACUGAUAACCAGGCUGUACUACCAUUGGUCUGUAAUGGCCACCACAGGACUGAUAACCAGGCUGUACUACCAUUGGUCUGUAAUGGCCACCACAGGACUGAUAACCAGGCUGUACUACCAUUGGUCUGUAAUGGCCACCACAGGACUGAUAACCAGGCUGUACUACCGUUGGUCUGUAAUGGCCACCACAGGACUGAUAACCAGGCUGUACUACCAUUGGUCUGUAAUGGCCACCACAGGACUGAUAACCAGGCUGUACUACCGUUGGUCUGUAAUGGCCACUACAGGACUGAUAACCAGGCUGUACUACCAUUGGUCUGUAAUGGCCACCACAGGACUGAUAACCAGGCUGUACUACCAUUGGUCUGUAAUGGCCACCACAGGACUGAUAACCAGGCUGUACUCUAUCAUCAACAUUAUCCCCUAGUGUAGGCUGUAUUACAUACAGUAGGGGAAAUAAGUAGCGUAUUAAACAUUUCAGCACGUGCACAUACAAUAUUCGCAAAUCUCCUCAGACUAUUUGUGGACCCCAGGAAGAGUAGCUGCUGCUUCAGCAACAGCUAAUGGGAUCCUAAUAAAAUACUAAAUACAAUAAUACUCUUAUAAAACAAUCCAUUGAUCAAUUCAUGAUGCUAUAGAUUGCUACUGUAAAACUCAGAGAUAUAUAACCUGGUUUCAAUCAUAAUGUUGGCAGCUAAUACCUGUCAUUGGUCUUCCAUUAGCCUAUCUUACAGGAAGGGUUUUAAGAAAAUUAUCUUUGAUCAAAUCAAUUUUACAGUGGCAAGAAAAAGUAUGUUAACCCUUUGGAUUUACCUGAAUUUCUGCAUAAAUUGGUCAUAAAAUGUGAUCUGAUCUUCAUCUAAGUCACAACAACAGACAAACACAGUCUGCUUAAACUAAUAACACACAAACAAUUAUACGUUUUCAUGUCUUUAUUGAACACAACGUGUAAACAUUCACAGUGCAGGGUGGGAAAAGUGAACCCUUGGAUUUAAUAACUGGUUGACCCUCCUUUGGCAGCAAUAACCUCAACCAAACGUUUUGUGUAGUUGCAGAUCAGACCUGCACAACGGUCAGGAGGAAUUUUGGACCAUUCCUCUUAACGAAAACUGUUUCAGUUCAGCAAUAUUAUUGGGAUGCUGGUGGGAACUGCUCUCUUGAGGUCAUGCCACAGCAUUUCAAUCGGGUUGAGGUCAGAACUCGAGAAGGAGUAUUUUCUUCUGUUGAAGCCAUUCUGUUGAUUUACUUAUGUGUUUUGGGUCGUUGUCCUGUUGCAUCACCCAACUUCUGUUGAGCUUCAUUUGGCGGACAGAUAUGCUUACAUUCUCCUGCAAAAUGUCUUGAUAAACUUGAAUUCAUUUUUCCGUCUGAUGGCUGUCCAGGCCCUGAGGCAGCAACGCAGCCCCAAACCGUGAUGCUCCCUCCACCAUACUUUACAGUUGGGAUGAGGUUUUGAUGUUGGUGUGCUGUGCCUUUUUUUCUCCACACAGUGUUGUGUGUUCCUUCCUUCAAAACAACUCAACUUUAGUUUCAUCUGUCCACAAAAUAUUUUGCCAGUAGCGCUGUGGAACAUCCAUGUGGUCUUUUGCAAACUUCAGACGUGCAGCAAUGUUUUUUUAUUUUAUUUAUUUUUUUAUUUUAUUUUUUUGGACAGCAGUGGCUUCUUCCAUGGUGUCUUCCCAUGAACACCGUUCUUGUUUAGUUGUCACGAGAAUUUCUAUCUCUAAUUAAUCAAACUUAAUGCUUUGAAUAAUUCCCAGAGGGUGUAAGACUGGUUUAAUCAUGAAUUAAACGAAGGUCCACAACCAGCAAGAAUGAUCUGUAUGUUUUAAUCAUGGAGAGCUCUGCCGCCAAAAAAUACAUAUACAGCUUUUAUACCCCUUGACACACAAAGGCACUUUGCUCCGCCCACCUUUUUAGGAGGCUUUUUUAAACAGUUUCUCAGUCCCCUUCACCCUGGAAUGCUUUCUCAGCAGUUUCUAACUCCUCCCCCUCUGUUAGUGGGUUGACACUACAUUAUAACUCUAACACCGUUCACACAUUUAUACUGUAUUUGGGGUGAAAUCCUUUUAGUCAUUAUUCUUCAAAUACAAAUUAAUCUAUCAUUAGUGUUUUCCGUAUCGUAGCCUCGUCAACAGAGAUGUUAGCAUGGUCUAGUUUUCUGUAAGUGUUUAGCUGACCCUCUAGGAUUCUUCUUAACCUCACUGGGCAUUCUGCACUGCGCUCUUGCAGUCAUCUUUGCAGGACGGCCGCUCCUAGGGAGAGUAGCAACAUUGCUGAACGUUCUCCAUUUUUAUAGACAAUUUGUCUUACCGUUGACUGAUGAACAUCAAGGCUUUUUAGAGAUACUUUUGUAACCCUUUCCAGCUUUAUGCAAGUCAACGAUUCUUAAUCUAAUGUCUUCUGAGAUCUCUUUUUGAUCGAUGCAUGGUUCACAUCAGGCAAUGCUUCUUGUAAAUAGCAAAGGCACAUUUUGUGAGUUUUGUUUUUUUAAUAGGGCAGGGCAGCUCUAACCAACAUCUCCAAUCUCGUCUCAUUGGCUGGACUCCAGGUCAGCUGACUCCUGACUCCAAUUAGCUUUUGGAGAAGUCAUUAGCCUAGGGGUUCACAUACUUUUUCUGAUAUAGACAAGAAAAAUACAAUUAUUUGUUUAAGCACACUGUCUAUUGUUGUGACCUUAGAUGAAGAUCACAUUUUAUGACCAAUUUAUGUAGAAAUCCAGGUAAUUCCAAAGGGUUCACAUACUUUUCCUUGCCACUGUAUAUGAACCUCCAGAGGAUAGAUGUUUGUCUAAUUAUACCUGUUAACCAAUCUAUACUGUAUAUAACCCAUGGUCUUCUGUUCUGUCAGCCUACUCAAUCUACCAUAAUACCUGUGUUCUGCCAGCCUACUCAAUCUACCAUAAUACCUGUGUUCUGCCAGCCUACUCAAUCCACCAUAAUACCUGUGUUCUGCAAGCCUACUCAAUCUACCAUAAUACCUGUGUUCUGCAAGCCUACUCAAUCUACCAUAAUACCUGUGUUCUGCCAGCCAACUCCAAUCCACACUAACACCUGCCGCCGGUCCACCGUAGACGCUACUACUAACCCAAUGACCCUCAACACCACUACUGUCAAUCAUUCCUUGAUUUGUCUUUUUCCUCACUGUUUUUAAAUGGGACCCACCAGACCACAGGAACACCGAUUCACCCACGCCACAGACGCUCACACUCAGCGGGUGGGGAGCGAUGGGUAGAUCACAAACCACCCUCUAAUUUGGACUUAAACACGGUCAUGCAGCCAAUCAUACCCAAUGCGAUCAAGGUGUCAGCGGCCAGCGAGAAAGCUCUGUCUAAAUGCCACAAGUAUGUUCUCACGCAUCAGGAGCUUGCCUCCGAUGGGGACAUUCAGACCAAACUGAUCAAGGUAAAAAAAAAAAAAAUGAAAUCAAAGUUUCCUCAAUUGGUGUCUUUUGAUUGUCUUUGUUUGUCUAUUUCAUAUUUUUGUUACUUUUUCACCUUUUUUCACCUUCUGGGUUUGUGAAUCUUUCCGACUACUAUAGAAGGGUAAUGCUACCUGAGCAAUGAUAGUAGUUGCAUCUGAAGGAACAAUGUUUGAAACAGAGAUUUGUACUGCUACAACCAUAUACCUGAUUUUACUGUGGAGGGUAAAGCAUUUGUAUCCCUCACUGUGAGUCUUUCUGCGUGAGACCUCGCUUCAUCUGAUCGUUGUCUACCUCUUCAGGGAGACGUGUUCAAAACGAGAGGUGGAGGACAAGCCGUGCAGUUCACAGACAUUGAAACGCUUAGACAGGAAUGCCCAACUGCUUCAAGGUAGGCCCAUUGCACAACCCAUCAGUUAUUAUGCAGACACUUUGACAGACAGUGUUUUAUGUGCGUGUAGUGUUGCAACUGUCCCAACAGUUCUAGGUUUCCAGAAAUCCUGGUUUUCCAGAUUUUGUGCUGGAAUAUUUCAUCUGGGAUUUCUGGAAAACUUUUGCAACCCUGUGUGUGCCUAUCAGAAAUAAUCUUCUGUUGAGAUGAGGACAUUUACCUCACUGUCACAUCUUCUUGAAAUAAUAGUUGGCUGUGUUUAGCGUAAGUCGUUCAGAGAGACCUGAUGUGAAUAUUUUCUGUUCCAUGAAGUCGUAAGAGGAGGUCAUCGGGAGACGGGUCAGGACAACAUGAUGGGAACAAGAUGAACUUCAACGACCGAGAGAACAGGGUAAUCUGACCUCACUACUGUCUGUCACUCAUUCACCUGGGCUGUAGUUAAACGCCUAUUAGAUUUUGUAAUGAUAUCCGCUCAUAAAGGUAUAAAUCAGCUAGACGGUUGGUGUGACCCAGGGUAUAAAAUAUGUUUUCUCCCGACAGGCACCAGUGGCAAGCACAAGUUCGGGUCUUGGUCUCCAGAAUGGCUAUCAAAAGUGAGAAUUUAUAUCACAUUCCAGUAGGGAUUUUGACUGACGACAACAUUGCGUUGCAUGUUUUCAUAGUAUUGACUAAUCUACUGCAGUUGACAAAUGACUUUUCUCUGUCCCUUCUUUCAGACGCAGAAAGUAGGGCCUGGACUGAUGAGAAGCGUCAUCUUUUUCUAAAUGCUGGAUUUUUUUCUAUCUAAUCAUGACUAUAGCUUAAAAGGGACAUUUGAAUUAGAUUUAGAGAUAACGUGUCACAUUGUAUAGCUUACCACCUUUACAUAUGAAACUUUCCUUCACUGCUUUUUCAAGCCCAAAGAUUAUUUAGAUGACAAAAUGUAACUUUUUUUUCACACUCUCUCAAUUUCAAGGCACUUGUUUUUUUUUUUUUUUUAAAACAAGGUUUGAUAAUUUGUAUAGACCUAUAUUCAGACACAUGAUCUGCAGAAAAUCAAUGGUAGAAAGCUGCUAGUGCAAAAAACCCCAAUUAUAUACUUUAUAUAGCCUGCCGGCCAGUUUCUGUCUGACUGCAAAUAAAUGUCUUUUUGAAGGAAUGUAUUAUUUAAAAACUGAAAAAAAUAAAUCAAGAAAUGAG